Molecule: messenger RNA, 307 nt
Organism: Gryllus bimaculatus (two-spotted cricket)
Lineage: Eukaryota; Metazoa; Arthropoda; Insecta; Orthoptera; Gryllidae
Source: the annotation of a GenBank genome assembly
GAAGCCCAACAUCUUCGACAACAUGAUGGCGAUGAUGGAGAAGUACGCCAACAACCUGGAGGCGCUAGUCGACGAGCGCACCGACCAGCUGGCGGAGGAGAAACGGAAGACUGAGCAACUGCUGUUCGAGAUGCUGCCGCGCACGGUGGCGGAGCAGCUGCGGCGCGGCAACAAGGUGCAGGCCGAGAGCUUCGAGAGCGUCACCAUCUACUUCAGCGACAUUGUCGGCUUCACCGCCCUCUCCGCCGAGAGCACCCCGCUGCAGGUGGUUGAUCUCCUGAAUGACCUAUACACUGCCUUUGAUCGC